This is a messenger RNA of Chara braunii, 4538 nucleotides long. The record is from the annotation of a GenBank genome assembly. NCBI's taxonomy places the organism in Eukaryota, Viridiplantae, Streptophyta, Charophyceae, Charales, Characeae.
GCGCAUGGUUAUACAUCCUACACAAAAGGUGGCAGGGUCUGCGGCAUUUAAUUGAGGGAUUUGAACCCUCGACCUUAGCCUCGGCAAGGCUUUCACAGGGAGCGAACGCUGAACGUGCAUACUCCAGCCGGGGAAGAGGAUUCCGAGGCAGGAUGGGAAGCUGGGACCGCAAUGGAAAAACCUUGCGGCCGGUUCUGCAGGUGGGAGACUCUGACAUUGUAAAGAAUGGCAGGUCGUUCACGCGUUCCGUCGACGGGCACCCGCAUUGGCCGUGGGUUCUAUUUGCAGCCGGCAAGAAUUUGGUUCAAGUCUGGAACUACGAAGAUGGGACCAGGUUAGCCUCAUGGCUGGUCCCCGAUUGCUCCCAGAUUCCCACAGUGAAAUUUAUUCCCCAGGAGGGCUGGAUUCUGGUGCAGAGGGACAACAAGGGCUUUGAAGUGUUCGAGUUCAGAGGCUGGAAGCUCCGGCUUGUCAAGAGCAUAGACGGAGGCGGGUACGUCAGUUCGGAGCAGGUGGCCGUGCAUCCCGCGUUAUCUUACCUCUUAACCGUCUGCAACAAAAAGCGUGUUGUUGUUUGGGACUGGGGCCGGGAAUGGAAGGCCACCGACUUCGAGCAUCAUUCGGAAACCGUAGGUGUUGUGGCGUUCCGUAACGAUCCGUUAGAAUGGUACACGUUUGCAUCGGCGUCAGCGGAUGGCAGGAUCAAGGUGUGCGAUUUUCGGUGGAACGAUGUUAAGCAAACCAUUGAGCACACUUGCAUUCCCAGCGUUUGUAGGAUGAGUUUCUGCGAUUAUUCGCAGAGGUCGCUGCUGAUCACCGGCGACGACAAGUGCUGUGUGCGAAUCUGGGACUACAAGGCAGGCGUGUGCGUCGCGGAACUGACAGGGCACAAACGCUGGGUGACGUCAGCCUUUUCCCAUCCGUAUGCGCCGUACAUCUUCAGCGCGUGUUGGGAUGGCCAGAUCAUGGUCUGGAGCAAAUCGAACUACCGGCGAGUAUUAUCGUAUUCGAGCGAGCUAGAGGGUGUCAUCAGCAUGGCCCCGUGCAGGGAUUCCCAGCGGGUUGUCGUCGGGGGUCGAGGCGGGUUCAUGGUGCUGGAGCUGGGCGAGGAGGCAAGGGCGGCGCCUGUCGGUGAUCGAGAAGACGAAGCGGUGGUGCUGCUGCGGAAGAAGAUUGCAAAAAUGGAGAAGAGAGCAGUCGAUUCCCAGUUGCAGUUUGAGAAACGGAUAGAGCAAGCGGUCUCGAAUGUGAAGCGGGAACGCGAGAAAGCGCUCGCCGAGGUGAGAGCGGCUUACGAGGAAAGGGAGGAGGUUCAGACAGAGAAAGUCGGACAGCUUGAGGAUGAUGUUGAAAGGCUGACGUCAGAGAAAGGAGAAGCGGUGGAUAGACUCUUGGUCGCUGCGCUCGAGGUUCGGGAACUGAAGUUAUCGGUGCAACGAGAGGUCGAUGAGCGUCAGGCGGCAGACGAAUGCCGCGCACAUGUGGCCGAGGCGCUGGAAGAGGUGGCGUCCGAGAAGCGACAACUCGCAGAGGAAUUGGAAAGAUCGAGGCAGAGGAACGAGAAACUGGAGGAUGCAUUAGAAGCGGCCACUGCGCGACAGGCGCUACGGGCAGAAGAGAGCGAGAAAGCUCUCGACGAAUUGCGAGCAGCGUGUCAAGAAAGGGAGGGAGCUGGAGCGGAGAAGAUCAGCCAGCUCGACGCGGAGGUAAGUAGGCUGGCGUCGGAGAAGGGUGAAGCAGUGGAGAGGUUUUUGGAGGCGGAACUCCAGGUCGGGGAGCUGAAACUAUCCUUGCAACGAGAAGUCGAGCAGCGGCAAGCCUCCGAUGAGUCUUGCACACGGCAAGCAGAGACACUCCGACAGGUGGAGGCUGAGAAGGCAGCAGCGCAAGUUGCGGAAGUCGAGCUCCGGGUUAAGGAGCUUGAAUCGUCGUUAAAGAAAGAAGUCGAGGAGCGCCAAGCCUCCGAGAAAUCUCAUGCACAGAUAUCUGAGGCGCUGCACGAGCUGGAGUUGGAGCGGAUGGAACUAGUAGCCGAGAAAUUGGAGAAGGUCAAGCAGAGGACUCAGACGAGUGAGCAAUUGGAGCAGGCAUUAGAGGAGGUGAUGACAGUGCAGCGAAUGCAGCGAAUGCAGCGAAUGCUACAGGAAGCGGUAGAGCUGCUUGCAGAACGUAGACUUGUCGACUGGGUGCGAGAAGUGAAAUCAUCAUCGGAGAAAGAGGUCGACAAGUGCCGAGCCUUGCACGAAUCGCUUGCCGAGCUAAGAGACGCGCUCCGACAGGUGGCGUUAGAGAGGGAUGAACUUGCAGACAAAUUUCAAAAAGCCAAGAAGAGGAGCGAGCGAUUGGAGCGUGCAUUAGGAGAGGCUCAGCUCACUUCGCAACAAGUGCUGCUACAGGAGUCGGGUGCUUCGAUCCGUGAAGGUGCGGCGUUUAGAAAAGGUCGAUUGUUCCGAGAGUACUCGUGGAAAGAGCUGCAGGAUGCAACAGAGAACUUCGGCGACUGCUGGAAGUGUAGCGAUGAAGAAGAUCCUUAUGGAUGUUCUUACCUGGCCAAAGUCUACAAUCAGAUUACAGUGAAUAGGUUCAGAGCAUCUGACCUUGUGACGAAUCCGCCGCCGAUGGACAGCGGUGGCAGCGGCAGCAGCAGCAGCAGCAGCUUUAAAACGAAAGUGGUGGAUCGGUUGAGGUUUCUUGAGCACCCGCACCUGGUCAAGUUCUUGGGAGUUUGCUAUCAUGAUGACAAUCCUAACGCGGAAGAGCGCUGUCUGGUGUACGAGCACAUGUCGAACGGGAGCGUGAAGCAGUGGAUAGCGUCUUGCGGAGACAGGUCGGCAGGGAGGCGAUUCCUCCCGUGGCACAUUCGUUUGCGUGUUCUAGCGCAGGUUGCGCAGGCCUUGCACUUCCUCCACUCCUGUCGAUCGGGGUCAUGUGGCGGUCCCCUCAUUCACCGUGCAAUAAGGCCAGCCAACAUCCUGCUUGAUGAGAGGCUUGGGGCUAAGGUUCGCGGCGUCGAUGGGGCACUGCUUGGAGAAGAUACCGCGGGUAAUUUCACGCGUGCGUUCCUUGCCAGCAAUUCUCAGUACAUCGCGCCGGAAUACUGGCGAUCUGGGUUCUUGGACGAGAAGACCGAUAGGCAUCACGAUUCUGGAGAUGCUAACUGGGAAAUUCUCAAAUGCCCUGCGAGCUUGUCGUCGUCGAUGGUGCAAGUGACGGGCCAUCGUUCCAAGGUUCUGUUCUUUGCCAUCUCCCGUCAUCCGGCUCUCCAGGCAAGGUGUGCGUGUGUCGUCGGCAGACACAGACAUCGGCAGACGGGAGGUGAAGCGUGCGAAGGUGAUGACGAUGGUGAUGAUGAGGGAGAUGGAGUGAACAUUGCUGUGCAGACUAUAGACAAUGCUCGUGGAGACGUAGACAGCACACAAUAUUCCAACCAAGGGCAGACCUUGGUCGGACGGGAGGGUGGUCGUCCUCAUGACAAGCGCAAGGGCAAAGACAAUGCUGCGACAAACAAAAAACAAAACGUCCCUUGGACGUUGGAGGAGAGGACCACCCUGGCGAAGUUGAUGGAGGAGGGCGACGCCGUCAUGGCUGACGCGGAGGGUCAACAUCAGUUCAUGAAGAUGAAGGAGCGGUACGCCUGGGUGCACGACCGAAUGAAAGACAACGGAUUCCGGCACAGGACAGCGGAAGAUUGUCGGAAGAAAUGGACGAACAUGCUGAGCAAGGUGAAGCUAAUCCUGGACAGGUGGGAGAAUGUAACUGGCAUGCCUUCGUACUUCGACUUGCCCGUGGAGAAGCGGAAGGAGUUGGAGGUGCCUCUAGCCUUUGAGAGACCGCUUUGGGAGGCGAUGCAAUGGAAGUUGAAUAGACCGUCCAUUUCCUGUGACAAGACAUUGGUGUCCGAGGAUCUGACCGACGGAGGUGGGGAGACAGCUCAAAAUGACGGUCCCUGGAAUCGUGGUUCGGGGAGAAGUGGUUCGGACGGUAGAACGACGGACGAUUCCGACGGUCCAUCGAAGAGACAAAGAUCCAACAGCGGAAAGGCAAGAGUGGAGGACACGAGUUGCGGGGGGUCGUCGUUGGGGAGGGUGAUGGAGGAUUCUACAAGGGCGUAUCGCGACGGUCUUGACAAGGUCGCCUCCACUCUCGCGAAGGCGACAUCGGAAGUCGGCACAACGAUCACAAGGAAAAUAGGUGACGUCGCAGACGCCAUGAGGGGGGGGAACACUGUGCUUGAGAUGCUUGUCGGGGUUCUCGCCAGACGGGGGGGUGGGGGAAGGUACGGUGCUGACGAGGGGAGGAAUGCAGACCCGUCCUCGCGUUGAUGUAUAUAUAUAUAUAUAUAUAUAUAUAUAUAUAUACAGCUAGUUUGUUGUCCUCUUCUCUCUCUCUGCCUACGGUUUACCGGGCAGUGUUGUUUGUGACGAUAUAUAUACAUAUAUACACCUCCUGAUGAGUCGGUGAAACUCCGACGAAACAGUUUGCCACAGCCCCUCGUUUGUUGUCCUCUUCUCUCUCUCUGCCUACGGUUUACCGGGCAG